This is a messenger RNA of Macrobrachium nipponense, 1533 nucleotides long. RefSeq names its product endonuclease 8-like 1. The transcript has 6 exons. Gene Ontology annotation, cellular component: nucleus. Gene Ontology annotation, molecular function: nucleic acid binding; DNA N-glycosylase activity; DNA-(apurinic or apyrimidinic site) endonuclease activity. Gene Ontology annotation, biological process: base-excision repair. The record is from RefSeq and is a predicted model, not a curated record. Lineage: Eukaryota; Metazoa; Arthropoda; Malacostraca; Decapoda; Palaemonidae. Bases 179 to 1450 code for a protein of 423 amino acids.
AAUUCCUUGGUUAAAGAGACAAGAAGAUGAAGUUUGUUUACAUUUAUGCAAGUUAUGCAAGGUAACCCGACGCCAGAAGGCGCCCAAUGGGGAAAUGCGUAACGAAGUCGUAAAAGUGGCCGAUGUUUGGUACUACUACUCUACGUAAAUUAUCUUUGGUAAGAGACAGCUGAGCACAAUGCCAGAAGGCCCUGAAAUAUUUUUAGCCUCUUUAUUCAUCAACACAGUUAGCAAAGGUAGGAGUUAUGGAGGUCGUGUGGUCAAGUCAGAAGUAUCUACAAAAAACCCAGAUGUGGAAUGGGAUUUUGAAAAGUAUCAUAUCUCUGCUGUUGCACGAGGCAAGGAGUUGAAGGUGACCUUAACCGAAGGUGAAGAGGACAAGAAAAAUGCUAAAUGGAUAGAUAUUCUAUUCCGGUUUGGAAUGUCUGGGUCAUUCAAAUUUACAUCUGUAGCCGAUUUACCUAAGCAUGCUCAUCUAAGGUUCUUCACCAACAGUGGGGAUAAACCCAUGGUUCUAAGUUUUGUUGACUAUCGUCGUUUUGGUCGAUGGGAAGUUGGGGCUGAUUGGAGCCCUGAGCGUGGUCCAGAUCCUAUGUGGGAGUAUGAAAGCUUCCGUGAACAUAUCAUGUCAAACCUAAGUUCAGCUGCAUUUAAUAAACCCAUAUGUGAAGCGAUGCUUAAUCAAAAAUUCUUCAACGGCAUUGGAAACUACUUACGAGCAGAAAUUCUGUAUAGGUGUGGGGUCCGCCCAUUUGACCGAGCAAGGGAUGUUUUAGAAGAAUUGAAGCCAUUCAGCCAAUGGUAUACAAACAAAUUACAGCAAAGCAAAGAGUGGAAGGUUAAAGUGGAAGAUAACCAGGUCACAAAUAACCAGAAUGACAAGGACAUACUACCAGACAUUCUUGAUUUAUGCCAUAUUGUGCCCAAGGAAGUCAUAAACUUAGAAGGAGGUGGAAAAGGAUACAAUGUGGAUCACGAUGCAGAUGAAGAGGAAUAUGCUGCUUUCAGGGAAUGGCUACAGUGUUAUAAUCAGGAUGGCAUGAAGAACUUAGUGGACAGCAACAAACGCACAAUAUGGUUUUCUGGUGAACCUGGGAAAUUAGUACCUAAAGGUUCUUCCUCACGAAGAGGGGGUGACAAAAAACGGAAAAAUGAUGCUGACGAUGAAGCAAAAGGAACAUCCAAGAAGAGAAAUAGCCAUAUUAAAAAAGAAGAUCAGCUGAAGAAGAAACAGGCCAAAAUUAAAGACAAAGUAGCUGUACAAAAACCCAAAAUUUCCAAUUCCAAAAAAGCACAACAGAAAGCAAAAGGCAAAACAAAUAACAAUGAGAAUGGGAAUAUCAAGACAGAAACUAAACCAAGAAAAAAUCCAAAGCUGAAGGUAACAACACAAACUCCACUGAGGCGUUCAUCAAGGAGGUUGAGUUCUCAGUCAAAUGGUUCAGUCUAAGAACAUUUUUAUCUUCUGUGAAAUUUUCAAAAUGAUUUACGUAUAUUUGAUAGUUUUUAUAUUAUAUUAAAUUUUUUUAUCUU